Molecule: messenger RNA, 640 nt
Organism: Schistosoma bovis
Lineage: Eukaryota; Metazoa; Platyhelminthes; Trematoda; Strigeidida; Schistosomatidae
Source: the annotation of a GenBank genome assembly
UUAUAACUGUGGACAACCAAACUUCUUGUUCACCGUUGAGGAAGGAAUGCAGUGCGAUGAAUGUAAAAAGUGAUACCAUAAGAUGUGUACACGUCUAAGUCCUACGGCAUACAAAAGAUGCUCGAAGCCUAACUCGCAUUGGCUUUGUAUUUUUUGCUGUACAAAUAGGAAGUUACUAAUCCACAAGGCUAUGAGCCUAUUGGCUUUAGCCUGUAAGAAAAACGAUGGCUGUUGCGCUGAUAACACGAGCACUGACGGUGAAGAAUGUGUCAGUGUAGUACGUGUUGCUACCGGACCCGUUAAACAUCCGACUGUGAUUGACGGGAAAGUGAAAUCUUCGUUAACAUUAACGAGGAGUGAAGUGCCGAUUGAUAUUGACAUUGGUAAUCAUACACCUUCAGUGGAAAUUGAAGACCCGGAUAAAACUGUUACCGUUCCAAAUAGUCCCGGCGUGGCUGUACUGAGUGAUGAUAAAUGGACUUCAGUACGGAGAGAAAGAGAUGAGAAGAAAAAAGCUGUAGGCGAACAGCAUCUGGUUAUCAAGUCAUUGGAAGAGACGGUAUGAGAGACAAAAACUCCACUGCGUGUUAAGACAGACCUCAUGAGUCGUCAGCCAUUUUUUAUAAGUUAAGAGAAUCUU